CGGGGGCUCCCAACAUGUCGGCGCUGCUGGCGGCGCUCGGAGUGCGCAAGCGGGCAGCGACUGCGGCCGGUGGUGGCCAGCGCAGGGCGGCCCAGGCCUGAGGCCGAGCCGGGCUCCCCCGAGCCGACCUAAAGCGGGUCGGGCCCUAGCCGGGCCGCCCGGCGCCCGAACGCCGGGGGACGCCGGCCCUCCUUCGCCGACAGGAAAUACCAAAAUAAAGCAGAUGUUGUGUCCCGUACUGUUAUCUCAAGGUUUUGCAAGUCAUUCUGUUACGUGCUCCUUGGCAGCAGGAAUGUAAACUAAUUCUUUCAACAUUGAAAUAGAACCUUGACAAGGUUGUGAUUACAGAUUCAAUAUUGCAUAAACAUGGGUGCAUUUUUGGAUAAACCAAAAACUGAAAAGCAUAAUGCUCAUGGUGCAGGGAAUGGCUUGCGUUACGGCCUCAGCAGUAUGCAGGGAUGGAGAGUGGAAAUGGAAGAUGCUCACACAGCUGUUGUAGGUAUUCCCCAUGGCUUAGAGGACUGGUCCUUUUUUGCUGUCUAUGAUGGUCAUGCAGGAUCUCGUGUUGCAAAUUAUUGCUCCACACACUUACUAGAACACAUCACUAACAAUGAAGACUUUAGGGCGGCAGAAAAACCUGGAUCUGCUCUUGAACCUUCAGUGGAAAAUGUCAAGAGUGGAAUCAGAACUGGCUUUUUGAAAAUUGAUGAGUAUAUGCGCAAUUUCUCAGACCUCAGAAAUGGGAUGGACAGAAGUGGCUCAACAGCAGUGGGAGUUAUGAUUUCACCUGAGCAUGUGUACUUUAUCAAUUGCGGUGAUUCACGUGCUGUUCUCUAUAGGAAUGGACAAGUCUGUUUUUCAACGCAGGAUCACAAACCUUGCAACCCGAGGGAGAAAGAGCGAAUCCAGAAUGCAGGAGGCAGUGUAAUGAUUCAGCGUGUUAAUGGUUCAUUGGCAGUUUCUCGAGCUCUGGGGGACUAUGACUACAAAUGCGUUGAUGGUAAAGGCCCUACAGAACAACUUGUUUCUCCAGAGCCUGAGGUUUGUGAAAUUUUAAGGGCAGAAGAAGAUGAGUUUAUCAUCUUGGCUUGUGAUGGAAUCUGGGAUGUAAUGAGCAACGAAGAGCUCUGUGAAUUUGUUAAGUCUAGACUUGAAGUAUCAGAUGACCUGGAAAAAGUGUGCAAUUGGGUAGUGGACACUUGUUUACAUAAGGGGAGUCGUGAUAACAUGAGUAUUGUACUAGUUUGUCUUUCAAAUGCUCCUAAGGUCUCAGAAGAGGCAGUGAAAAAAGAUGCAGAGUUGGAUAAGCACUUGGAAUCACGGGUUGAAGAAAUUAUGGAGAAAUCAGGUGAAGAAGGAAUGCCUGAUCUUGCUCAUGUUAUUCGUAUUUUAUCUGCGGAGAAUAUUCCUAAUUUACCACCGGGAGGUGGUUUAGCUGGCAAGCGUAAUAUUAUUGAAGCUGUGUACAGUAGACUGAAUCCACACAGAGAGAAUGAGGGGCUUUCAGGAAAUUUGGGGGACCUGUUCUAGCCAGGCAUCAUUAGCGAGAAAUCUAUGUGGUAAUGUAUCCAUAUUGUAAGAUAUAUAAAAGAGAUGGUUUCUAUCCUACUGUUACAUUUGGAGGUUUUUGUCCACUAGCACUGAGGGAGAUGUGGUGAGCUCAAAAUAAACCAGCAUCAGGCAUAUUACACAGGAGCGAAAAUAUUAAGCUGAGUCUCCCAAAAGAACUAUGAAAGAUCUGAGUAUUGUGAAAUUAGCGUUUGUUUGCUAUUGUCAACCUUGGAGCAGAACUGAGGAAUUACACAAUUCAGAUAUUCUCCAAACUUCAAAAGAAAUAAUUCCUCAUCUAUACUUCCUUCUUUAAUAACAGCUAUAUAUAUAUAUAUAUAUAUGUAGCUUUUCUUUGGUGAAAAUCAAAAAGAUUGAAUAUAUCUGUAGUCUCAUCCUGGUGCUCUGAUUUUUCACCAAGUUGAUGAGUCUCAGUGCUUUAGAAAUACCCUCUUUAAUUUGCUUCUCCUUAAUGGGCUCUUGGAGAUCUCUCUGACUGUGAAAAUGCUAGUGCAUGGGAGUUGCAACAUUUGAAACUGAGACCAGGAAACCGCAGUGGAAGUACAUCUCUACUUAGGCAACAAAUUAGGCUUAGAGGGAUGGCAUUUUAUGUAACACCCAUUUUUUGCUAAAAUUGUCCCCUUUUAACUUCAACUUUGCUAAUCAUUCUCAGUGCUUCUAUUCUAGUAACAUUCCAGAAUCAAAAUCUUACUGAACCCAAGAUACUAUCUUAGCACUGCUGUUAAGUUGUAAAGGAGUGUUUGCAAUACUUGUAGUUUAUGAAGCUUUUGGACUAGAUAACAAUAAAAUGAGGUCAGCAUUAAAAGAGAGCGGUCUGGAUUUUGCCUCGGUUGCAAAAUCUGCCAGCUUUGAGUGAUCUAGUUCCAUUUGUCUAGUUUGAUAACUUGGUAGGUAUUAAUAAUUCAAAACAUGCUAUUCCCUUAAAGUGACAGCACGGCUUUAGCACUUGAAAUUUUAAAUAUGUAGCAGAUGUACAAGUCCAUUGCAGAAAGCAAAGACGCACAGCAAUGAUAGACUUUCCACUGAAGGCCUGUAGCCAAAUGGGUGCUUUGCAGAAGAGACCUAUGUUCUUUAAUCACUGCUUAUUUAGUUUUUUUGCUGUAGGUUGCUAAAUCUGACCUUAAAUGGCUGUUCCACCAGUUAAUUUUUCUAUAUAGUACACACAUCACACAUCUGCCCAAACCACUGUCUUGCAUUCUUCAAACACCCCCAUUCCUGGUGCUAUAAGUAGCUGAUUGUUUCUUUCUUGGCAGCAUCACACACUCAAAAAACAUUCUUUAACAUAGGAUUGUUUUUAAAAACACUUUGGAGCAUUUAUUCUGAUGUGAUUCUUCAGUUAAACUGUUUGCGGUGGGGAGUUGCCUGUUCUUUUUAGUAUGUGUUUCACACAGCUGCUUUGCCAUUAGCUGUGUGAAAUUCACGAUUAAAAAUACUGACCUGUUGGCUAAAGAAGCUUUAAUAUUCACAUUUUGUACUGUCUGACAGCUGAUCACCGUUGUGGAGAAUAUCAGCUGUGUCCACUGGAAGACAGUCUGAAUAAAGAUAGAGCUUAUUGGGAGGAGGUAGCAUUUUGAUGCUGUCCAGCUCAAAAUGAAGUGGUUGACAGUGGUGUUCCAAUAGGUAUCAUUUUUUAAAUUGUUGUGUAAAAUAAACAUGUUCUGAGAUAUGUUGCUAAUAAGGUGCUUUUUUUGUACUUGCAUUAGGACGAAACUGAUGUUUUUUUCAGUCAGAAACGUUGUUUUUAAAAUGUGUUCCUAAAAUAUCCUAGUUUAACUACUGAUUUUUUUGGGGUCUUGAAUCCUAA
Molecule: messenger RNA, 3373 nt
Organism: Numida meleagris (helmeted guineafowl)
Lineage: Eukaryota; Metazoa; Chordata; Aves; Galliformes; Numididae
Gene: PPM1B
Product: protein phosphatase, Mg2+/Mn2+ dependent 1B
Exons: 7
Coding region: 367-1530 (387 amino acids)
Biological process (GO): positive regulation of canonical Wnt signaling pathway; positive regulation of canonical NF-kappaB signal transduction; negative regulation of canonical NF-kappaB signal transduction
Cellular component (GO): cytosol; nucleus
Molecular function (GO): manganese ion binding; magnesium ion binding; protein serine/threonine phosphatase activity
Source: RefSeq, a predicted model, not a curated record